UGUCUGUUGUGCAGUUUGCCUCUGAGCCACAAAAGGUUUCUUUCCACUGUGUCUUUUUCUCCAUAUAUCAUGCCUCGUCUUUCCUACAAAAGUUGACCUUGGACCCAAGCUGCACAUGCUGAACGCUGGAGCAGCAGAUAGUCUCUCUGGAAAGAUACUGGAGCAGGUCAUCGAGCGAUCAGUUUCUAACACCAUACAGGACAAGUAACAGCCAGCAUGGAUUUGUCAAGAGCAAGCCUUGCCUAACCAACCCAGUUUUCUUCUGGGACAAGAACCCCGAGGUAUGGAUCUUUGGCAGCUGUUAUUUACAUUGGCACUGAUCUGUGCAAAUGAUUCUCUUCCUACGAGUGAGGUUCCUUUGGGUGAACCACAGAUCGUCAAGUGCAGAUCACCUGAGAUGGAGACAUUUUCUUGCCAUUGGACUGAUGGAGAUGUUCACAACCACACUGCUCCAAGAACAAUGCAACUGUUGUACAUGAAAAGGGGUGAUGAAGAAUGGAAAGAAUGUCCUGAUUAUGUAACUGCUGGAGAAAACAGCUGUUAUUUCAAUACAUCUUACACCUCUGUUUGGAUACCUUAUUGUGUUAAACUUGCCAAUGAAAAUAAAGUGUUUGAUGAGAAAUGCUUCAGUGUUGAUGAAAUAGUACUACCUGAUCCCCCUAUUAAUCUCAACUGGACUCUACUUAACAUCAGCCUAACUGGGAUCCAUGUGGACAUUCAAGUAAGAUGGGAGCCACCACCAACAGCAGACGUUCGUAAGGGGUGGGUUACCCUGGAGUAUGAGCUGCAGUACAAAGAAGUAAAUGAGACAAAAUGGAAGGAGCUAGAACCCGUGUGCUCCACAACAGUUCCAUUGUACUCUCUGAAGAUGGGACGAGAUUAUGAGAUACGAAUCCGAUCAAGGCAACGGACUUCUGAAAAAUUUGGGGAGUUCAGUGAAACCCUUUCUGUGUCUUUUUCUAUGGCUAGUGAAGCAGUUCUGUGUGCUGAAGAAAUCCAGUUUCCAUGGCUCUUCAUUGUCAUCUUUGGAACAUGUGGGCUAGUGGUGGUGAUGUUCUUAAUUCUGUUCUCUAAACAAAGGUUAAAAAUGCUGAUUCUCCCUCCAAUUCCAGCUCCAAAGAUUAAAGGGAUUGAUCCAGACCUGUUGAAGAAAGGAAAACUAGAGGAAGUGAACUCCAUUUUAGCCAGCCACGACAGCUACAAGCCACAGCUGUACAACGAUGACUUGUGGGUUGAAUUUAUUGAGUUGGACAUAGAUGACCCUGAUGAAAAGACCGAAGGAUCCGAUACAGACAGGCUCCUGAGUGAUGCCCACAUGAAGUCUCACAGCUGCCUUGGCGUGAAGGAUGAUGAUUCUGGACGAGCCAGCUGUUGUGAACCAGAUAUGCCAGAGACUGACUUUAGUGCUAGCGACACGUGUGAUGGCACCUCAGAUACUGAUCAGUCCAAAAAGAUAAGUGAAAAAGAGGAGACUCUCUUGUGCCUUGAUCAGAAAGAUAAUAAUAAAUCAUUUACGAAUCUAGAUGACCCAGCAAACCAGCAACUUAUUAGUCAGUCUGAAGAUAACCAGUCAAGACCACCUUUUGCUGACAGUAUUGAAUCACUUAGCCCAGUUCCACCGGUCCGUACCCAGCUAAGCAACCAGAGCUCAGUGACAAAUAUUGACUUUUAUGCACAGGUAAGUGACAUUACGCCAGCAGGAAGUGUUGUACUUUCACCGGGGCAAAAAAAUAAGACAGGGAGAGCACAGUGUGAGGCCCAUACAGAACCAGCUGCACAGUGUCAAUCGAACUUCACCAUGGACAAUGCCUAUUUCUGCGAAGCAGAUGUGAAAAAAUGUAUCGCUGUGACUUCUCAUGAAGAGGUUGAGCCACAUGUUCAGGAUCAGAGCUUUAAUGAGGACACUUACUUCACCACAGAGAGCCUUACCACUACGGCUGUGAAUCCUAGCACAGCAGCAGAAGAAGCCUCAAGUUCCGAGAUGCCUGUCCCAGACUAUACCUCCAUUCACAUAGUACACUCUCCACAAGGCCUUGUGCUCAAUGCUACAGCAUUGCCUGUGCCAGACAAAGAAUUUAUGGUAUCAUGUGGCUACGUGAGCACAGACCAAUUAAACAAAAUCAUGCCAUAGCUUUUCUUUGACUAUGUGCAUAUAAUAUGUAUUUAAUGGCAUAGAGUUGGCUUGGGCUUGUAUGCUUGAACCAAAAAAAUGUUUAAAUUUUUUUUGUGGUUCUUAAGCUUUUACCUGAAAUGUUGAAGCAUACACCAUUAAUCAAAAUAUUCUUCUUGUGUACUGUAAAUAUUAUCUAUGAAUUGUCUCAAGAGACUGGUUAGUGGCAACAGCUGUCUUGUUAUUGUGGGUGUUGAUUUUUGUGAAACUGAGCAUCAAAUGACUAUGUUAAAUGUACAGUAAAUCAUACUUUUUGAAAAAGCUAAAAUCAGUUGGUUUUUGAAGCUUAAGAAUUUAAUGUUAAUUACACUACAAGCUGAGAUCUUUAUAUUAAUUAGGGUUGGGAAGUUGAUUGGUCAAAUAUCAGUCAAAACUUGUAAAAAAAUUGCCAAUAGGUCCAAAUAAUACACAGAAAAAGCACAAAUUUUCCAUUAAGAAAUGUAUCAAAAACAAUAAAGAUCAUAUGUCUGUCAAGAAAACUAUGAAAAAAGGGGGGAGGGAAGGGGGUGUUGUAAAAGUGCUAUAAUUUUUGACUGGUCAAAAAAUAUGCAGUCAAUUGACUGGUCAAUUGACAAUAUUUGACCAGUCAAUUGACUGGCUUGCAAACCCCAAUAUUAAUAAUUGGGCACUGAAAAUGUAAAAUAUAGAUGAGAAAGUAAAAUUAGUUUGAAUAAAUACAAAUUUAUUUUAGUUUAUAUAAAUUAAUAAGGAUAUUUUAAUAUUCUAGACAUAAAGACAUGAGUAUUUUAUAUUAUACUACACACUGUUGUUUAAUUAUAAUGAUCCAUCUAAGGAAUGUAUUUGCUGCACUAUUAUAAGAGCUUGUUUCUGCUUUAGUCAUUGCAGCAAAAAAGAAAAGAUAGUUUUAUACAGAGCCAUUUUGUACCUCCAAAGAAACCUGUUGAGAAAUUUAAAAAAUAUUAUAGCAAUGUACGUGAAUUGAUCGUAUUAAUUUCUUAUGGUUAUUAUAAAAAUAUAUUACAUAAACUUAAAUUUUGUAGGAAACUUUAAAAUGUGCAAAACAUUUGGGCAAUUGAACCCAUUCUUCACCAGAUUCUGGUUAGUGCCAAUAAUACAUUUUUAUACUGCAGUAGACACUACAGUCAUUUUUUGUUUACCAAGUUCUUUAAAGACCUGCACAUACACUUUUAUUGAAUGGUUUUGAAGAAAACACUCUAAAAACAUCAAAAUCUCUUGACAUGAGACCAAAUUCUGAAGUUCUUACUCAGACAAAGCUAUUGCUGAUGUUGCUAAUUUUUGCCUUUAGUAAAUAUUGAGUAAAAACUGAGAAAGAACCUCAGGAUUUGGGCAGCAGUGCACCUCUGAGGUGGAACAGAAUUAAAAGAAGUUAACAAAGAAACACGUUAAAUACGGUAUUGAUUUAAAGUCUGUUUUCUUUUUUACAGCCUAGAGAGAGAGAAUCUCUCUCAGUCACAUUAGGGAGACUUUCAGCAAGCUGUGUAAGGAGAGAAAAGCAAAACUCAGUGGGAGAGCUUUCUUCAUUUUUAAGUGUUUUAAGAAAUUGAGAAAGCUUUGCAAUUAAUCAUUAUUUGCUUCAGAAGUUACCUUUAUAGGCACAUUUCAUCUUAGCAGAAAUAUUUUUAGAAAGCAAAUGUAACCAGGGACAGUAUUUUUUUUUUUUUUUUAAACGAGAAUAGCAAUCUAUGAGCCUAGUCGCACAGACCUUCCUCACACAAAGUUAAUUCAGUGCAACUCUUCCUGUGACUAAGGACUGUAGGAUUGGACCCUAUGGUUGGAUGAAAUUUUUAAGUGUAGCAUGUACUUUAUGGUAAAUGUGCAUUAGACAUUCUGCUAAUUUGCUGCUACGUUUUUCUAACAGCUACGUUAUUUAGGUUCAUGUAAAUUUUGAUAAAUGGUAAACACUAAUGUAAUUAACAGCUACGUAUGUGUUUGGAAAAAGUCUCGUACUAUAUUUCUGUCACCAAAAAUAGUUAAAUACCUCAAUCAAUCUCAGAAUGUUAUUUUGGUACUUUGCUGGUCACACAAACCAUUAUACAGCCGUAUGAAGAGUUGUGUCUUGCGGUUUCUAUUUAACUUUCCAUAUGUCAGUGGGUUUUUUUUCUCUCAAAGUUUAAUAAAUUUAUUUUCUUUGA
Molecule: messenger RNA, 4284 nt
Organism: Alligator sinensis (Chinese alligator)
Lineage: Eukaryota; Metazoa; Chordata; Crocodylia; Alligatoridae
Gene: GHR
Product: growth hormone receptor
Exons: 10
Coding region: 284-2131 (615 amino acids)
Biological process (GO): positive regulation of peptidyl-tyrosine phosphorylation; growth hormone receptor signaling pathway; cytokine-mediated signaling pathway
Cellular component (GO): membrane; growth hormone receptor complex; cytosol
Molecular function (GO): growth hormone receptor activity; growth factor binding; cytokine binding
Source: RefSeq, a predicted model, not a curated record